ACCGUCGCUUUAGUUCUUUCGCGUUGCAUGGUUGGUGCAACUUCGUUUCUAACCUCGUGCGGGAUUGUGGAUUUUUCAAUGUUAUUUUGUGACAAUUAAAUAAUUUUAAGCAUCGAAUUGUGAACAAUUCAUCGAAAUGGCUAACCAUUACGUCGUUACGGCCCACAAGCCGACGGCCGUAACAGCCUGUGUCACAGGCAAUUUUACUUUGCCAGGGGAUUUAAACCUAAUCGUGGCGAAGAACACCCGAUUGGAAAUAUACUUAGUCACUCCGGAAGGCUUGCGGCCUGUCAAAGAAGUGGGGCUGUAUGGGAAAGUAGCUGUGAUGAAACUCUUUCGGCCACAACACGAGAAGAAAGAUUUACUCUUUAUCGUUACUAUGCGCUACAAUGCGAUGAUUUUGGAGUGCGUGAAUGAUGGAGACAACUUGGAUAUUAUUACGAAAGCACAUGGGAAUGUCGCCGACAAAAUUGGAAAACCGUCGGAAACGGGGAUUCUGGCUGUAAUUGAUCCGAAAGCCCGUGUAAUCGGGCUGCGGUUGUACGACGGUUUGUUCAAGAUAAUUCCUUUAGAGAAAGACAACUCAGAACUGAAAGCUUCAAAUAUUAGAAUCGACGAGUUACAAGUUCACGAUGUGGAAUUUCUGCACGGUUGUGCAAAUCCCACUUUAAUUUUAAUCCAUCAAGACGUGAACGGUCGGCAUGUGAAAACCCACGAAAUUUCUCUUCGUGAAAAGGAGUUUGUUAAAGUGCCGUGGCGACAAGAUAACGUCGAAACCGAAGCCUCCAUGAUCAUACCGGUGCCGUCCCCGCUAGGGGGCGCCAUCAUCAUAGGUCAAGAAAGCAUUCUUUACCACGACGGUAUGACCUCAGUUGUGGUGGCUCCUUCGGUAAUCAAACAAAGCACCAUCGUGUGCUACGCUAAAGUGGAUCCCGGCGGCCUGCGCUACCUCCUCGGGGACAUGGCGGGGCACCUGUUCAUGUUGUUCCUCGAGGUGGAAAAUCGCGGCGAGGGAAACGACGCAGUCAAAGACUUGAAAGUGGAGUUGUUGGGGGAAAUUGCGACUCCCGAAUGUAUAACGUACUUAGAUAAUGGGGUUUUGUUUAUUGGGUCGAGAAUGGGGGAUUCUCAGCUGGUGAAAUUGACCACAAAGCCAAACGACAGCGGGUCGUACGUCACCGUGAUGGAGUCGUUCACGAAUUUGGCGCCUAUUUUGGAUAUGUGUGUGGUUGAUUUGGAGAGGCAGGGGCAAGGGCAGCUGGUUACCUGUUCGGGGGCUUUCAAGGAGGGGUCGUUGAGGAUUAUUAGGAAUGGGAUUGGGAUUCAGGAGCACGCGUCGAUCGAUUUGCCAGGGAUUAAGGGCAUGUGGGCGUUGCAAGUGGCUUCAGACGGUCGUUUGGACAACACUCUGGUUCUCGCGUUCGUCGGCCAGACUCGAAUUUUAAGUCUAAAUGGUGAAGAGGUGGAAGAAACAGACAUUUCGGGUUUUGCUUCCGACCAACAGACUUUCUACUGCGGCAAUGUUAUUCACGAGCAAAUUAUUCAGGUGACACCCCUUUCAGCUAGGUUAGUGUCAGCUCAAAAUAAAACGUUAUUAUCCGAGUGGAAGCCACCUAGCGACAAAAACAUAGGAGUAGUAGCAUGCAACAAUACACAAAUAGUUGUUUCCACUGGUUCAAUCUUGUAUUAUAUAGAAAUUCAUCAAAACGAGCUCAUAAUGAAAGGGACGACCACUUUGGACGUGGAAGUAGCUUGUUUAGAUAUCAGUCCGUUGGGUGAAGGUGCUGUCGGUUCGGAAUUCAUAGCGGUAGGUUUGUGGACUGACAUCACGGCGCGAAUUUUGCGCAUUCCGGACAUGUCCGAAGCAACCAAAGAGUAUUUAGGAGGAGAAAUCAUACCUAGGUCAGUUCUCAUGACCUGUUUCGAAGGUCACAACUACCUGUUAUGUGCCUUGGGAGACGGAUCAAUGUACUAUUUUGUUUUUCACAAAGAUACGGGAACUCUGAGUGAUAAGAAACGCGUCACUUUGGGCACGCAGCCGACAGUUCUGAGAACUUUCAGGUCGUUGAGUACCACGAACGUGUUCGCUUGCUCGGACAGACCCACGGUGAUUUACUCGUCAAACCACAAACUCGUCUUUUCAAAUGUCAACAUGAAAGAAGUCAAUCACAUGUGUUCGCUCAACGCUGAAGCGUACCCAGACAGUUUGGCCUUGGCUACGGAUUGUUCGGUGACGAUUGGAACAAUCGACGAAAUACAGAAGUUGCAUAUACGGACGGUGCCUUUGCAGGAGUCGCCGAGGAGGAUAGCGUAUCAGGAGGACUCGCAGACGUUUGGAGUCCUCACCGCGCGCAUCGACAUUCAAGAUUCUACCGGCUUGAACCCGGCGCGACCGAGCGCCUCAACAAUGGCGCAGUCGGUGACCGCCUCCAGCAGCGUGGGGUCACUCUCGAUGACAAAGUCGAGCAGCAGCACCCUGAUCGGCGGCAACAUCAUCCCCGACUAUGGUCAAGAAGUCGAGGUCCACAAUUUGCUCAUCAUCGAUCAACACACCUUCGAGGUCUUGCACGCCCACCAGCUCAUGCAACAAGAAUACGCCAUGUCGCUCAUCUCCACGAAUCGACUAGGCUCGGACAUGAACGAAUACUACGUCGUGGGAACCGCCAUCGUCAACCCCGAAGAGUCCGAACCGAAACAAGGUCGCAUCCUCAUUUUCCACUGGAACGACAACAAACUCACCCAAAUCUCCGAAAAGGAAAUCAAAGGGGCGUGUUUCUCGCUGGCCGAGUUCAACGGCAAACUCCUCGCGAGCAUCAACAGCACAGUGAGGCUAUUCGAAUGGACCGUCGAGAAGGAGCUGAGGCUCGAGUGCUCCCACUUCAACAAUAUACUCACGCUGUAUCUGAAAACGAAGGGGGAUUUCAUUCUCCUGGGGGACCUCAUGCGGAGCAUGACGCUAUUGCAGUACAAAACGAUGGAAGGAAGUUUCGAGGAGAUCGCCAGGGACUUCAACCCCAACUGGAUGACGGCCGUGGAGAUUCUCGACGACGAUAUUUUCCUGGGGGCCGAGAAUUCGUUCAACAUUUUCGUGUGUCAGAAAGACAGCGCGGCCACGACUGACGAGGAGAGGUCGCAGAUGCAUGAAGUGGGGCAGUUUCACGUCGGGGACAUGAUCAACAUGUUCAGGCACGGGUCGCUGGUUAUGCAGAAUUUGGGGGAGACGUCGACGCCGACUACGGGGUGUGUGCUCUUCGGAACGGUAGGGGGCGCCAUAGGUCUGGUGACGCAAAUCAGCUCAGAUUUCUACGACUUUCUCCUGGAGUUACAAAACAAACUCGCCACUGUCAUAAAGUCAGUGGGUAAAAUUGAACACUCUCAUUGGAGGGCGUUCAACACAGAUAUCAAAACAGAGGCUAGUGAGGGUUUCAUAGAUGGGGAUUUGAUAGAGAGCUUUUUGGAUUUAUCGCAUGAUAAAAUGAAGGAAGUGGCUGAAGGUCUGCAGAUGACUGGCGAAGGAGGGAUGAAACAAGAGUGUACCGUGGACGAUCUAGUAAAAAUGGUGGAAGAUUUAACAAGGAUCCAUUAACUUUGUUUUCGUGUGCACAAUUUUUGUUUGUGCCCAAAACCGGGAUCUAAGAGAUAACCUUUUUUAGUAUUGCGCAAAAAUACGACUUGUGUUUCUCAAUAAUCACAUACAGUGUAAUUAUAAAUUUUGGCCAAUCCGUUAGAAAUAUAACAAUAUACUUUAUACAAAA
Molecule: messenger RNA, 3755 nt
Organism: Zophobas morio
Lineage: Eukaryota; Metazoa; Arthropoda; Insecta; Coleoptera; Tenebrionidae
Gene: pic
Product: piccolo
Exons: 10
Coding region: 137-3586 (1149 amino acids)
Biological process (GO): DNA repair; proteasome-mediated ubiquitin-dependent protein catabolic process
Cellular component (GO): nucleus; site of double-strand break
Molecular function (GO): protein binding; nucleic acid binding
Source: RefSeq, a predicted model, not a curated record